Messenger RNA from Necator americanus (New World hookworm), 1410 nucleotides. RefSeq lists its product as uncharacterized. NCBI's taxonomy places the organism in Eukaryota, Metazoa, Nematoda, Chromadorea, Rhabditida, Ancylostomatidae. Gene Ontology annotation, molecular function: actin binding. The record is from RefSeq and is a predicted model, not a curated record. The transcript is spliced from 4 exons. Bases 1 to 1410 code for a protein of 469 amino acids.
AUGCUUGAACCGAGAGGAGCAGGGAACGACAAGAAGGAGGCAGCAUUGCGGAGAAUUAUUGAGGAAGCGAACGAAUUGAAGAGGAAGGAGCAAGAGUUGCGUGGUGUCUCUGGCUACACUGUCGCAAAGAGUUCUCGCACCAGUGCGACCUCUUCGCGAAGUAAAGAUGACCACAAGACAGCAACUGUAUCCAGUGCGAUCUCUAUGUAUUCUCACACUCGAAAAACUUCAGAUGGCAACAACAAUUCCAUAUCUAACGCAUUACGAGCAGCAAACGAGAAUAAUCCCUCACCUAAACGAACCAGGCCAACCUUCGCAAAGGUUGGUACUCUUCAGCCCAGUGAUUCUUCAAAUUCAUGGUCGUCAAAGCACAUUCAUUCGAAGGACUAUGUAAAAGGGACAUGGACUGCAACCCAAGCCAUGCAUUCUUCUCCACAAAUCGAGAGAAGCAAAGGUGUUCAAGAGAGAAAGUCACCCUCUCCAAGUAAUGCCACAUACAAAUCCUAUAUGGUGCUUGAGAACAAGAAAGAUUGUUUUCAAUCAAGACUGCGUCCUUCGGCAUUUUUGACGGAAGAUAGAACCCCUGCUAAACUUCCUCAUCUCAAAGAAGGAAGACAGUACAGUCCAUCUCAAGAGAAAAAAGAAGAAACCCCUACGAUAAAUCCACCACAGGCUCCUGACUCUGGAUCAAACAUUCGCAAGGUCAAAGAAGCUGUCAGACAGCAGACUCUCGGUCAUAAGUCGGCUAAUAAUCUGUUACAAGAAAAACGAUCCAAUCUCAAGAAGUUUGACGGUAAUUUGGAUGAAAAAAAGGAAACUGAUUUUCAAGGAGCAGAUGUAACAGUUGUGUGCAAUGAAAUACCCAGAGUUAUUCUUAAAAAUCGCAACGACGCGACAGUCAAUGACGGAGUAACCAACAAUAUUUCAAAAAUGAUUAAGGAAGGCCUCCCUUCACUGAAGAAAAUUGGAACACCAAUAGAGAAGAAUGGAAUUGUUCUCGGCAAGGUCGUAGAUGAUCCGACGUUGGUCAACUCCAUGUCGAAACGUCAGAUGGCACCCGAGAAGCAAGACACUCUCUCAAAUCCCCACACAAUGGAUAUCACUCCACCGCCUCCGCAGCCAACGCCACCACCGCCACCUACUCCGCCGGCACCACCGCCACCUCCUCCACGUCACCCUGCUCCAACAAUGCAAUCAUCGCCAAGAAUCUUUGCAAAAUCCAGCAACAUUUCUCAUCCGCCUUCUCCUAUUUCCAUGAUGGAUUUGGAGAAUCAGAAAACAAGACUGAAGACACCAAUCGCGAUGAAAAAAAGUGUCGUGACAAUGGAUGUACGAGAUAGCCUGAUGGCCGAAAUUCGAAAUGCAGGUGGACUACGAGCGCUUCGAAAGACAGCGGUCUCCACAAAUUAG